Molecule: messenger RNA, 2884 nt
Organism: Esox lucius (northern pike)
Lineage: Eukaryota; Metazoa; Chordata; Actinopteri; Esociformes; Esocidae
Gene: socs6b
Product: suppressor of cytokine signaling 6b
Exons: 2
Coding region: 586-2136 (516 amino acids)
Biological process (GO): intracellular signal transduction; regulation of growth; phosphatidylinositol phosphate biosynthetic process
Cellular component (GO): phosphatidylinositol 3-kinase complex
Molecular function (GO): 1-phosphatidylinositol-3-kinase regulator activity
Source: RefSeq, a predicted model, not a curated record
AUAAAACUCCAGGUUAAUUAUUUGAGAUAAUUACAAUGUAUUAAUACGUUUAGCUGUAAGGGAUUGAUAUACCUAUUUUACCCCCACAAUGCAAUGUGGGAAUGUAAACAAAGGACAACGACAGGAAAGGAGAGAAAAGUUCUAGCUAGGUGCUAACUAGCUGAAUAGAAUGUGCAACUUAUUACAGCUGUUCUGCAAAGAAUAUGCAAAGAGUUUGGAUAGAUUUAGCUAGCUAACUAACGUUAACCAUUGACAGUAGACUUAAUUUGUAUUUAUUUAUCGUGUUGGAUCUGUAAAUUCCUUCAGCUGGGUAGCUACCUAGUUAGCUACCUAGCUCGCUUGUAGGAAAGCUAGCUUGCUAUCCAACGUUAGCCGGUAGCUAGCUGUCAAAACCAAGCCAAGUACUGCAGCUACUAGCUAGAUAGCUACUUUGAUUUCACAGUGAACACAAAAUUCAUCGGCCUUAAGAAUUUCCUUGGAAAACCGUUUUACCAGAGGAUGACAGGGAUGAUAUCUUGUGAAGGACAACAUAUGUGGCUAUCUGCACAUCUAUGAGGCCCCCCACGUGUCUGAGGGACUUUGAAAAUGAAGAAAAUUAAUCUAAAAACAAUACGAAAGUCAUUCAGCCUGAAAAGCAAAGAGGAAGAGGAUGGUUUACCGCAGCCAAAUUUAGCUACUAAUUUGUCAACAGACGCAACAUUUGGAAAAUGUUACAGUAAAGAACUUGUUCGUAACAAUUUUGAUCAUGAGGAAGAGAAAGGUUCCAAGAAUCGCUCCAAGGGUGAGAGUCUUAUGGGUUCACUGAAAAGGAGGCUUUCAGCCAAACAGAAAAGUAAAAUGAAAGAAAGCGCCACAUCAGUAACCUGUGAAGAUGACACGUUCUCGUGCUCCUCAGCCCCAAUUUUCUUUAAUGAUGUAAAGUCCCAACACCAUCUAAGGUCUAGUAGUCAUCAUUACAGUCCCACACCAUGGGCCCUCAGGGCAGCACAUUCUGAGGAAACCUGCCUUAGGAUGGAUGGGAAAGUGAAAGCUAUGAUCCACUCCUCAGAUCCAAGUCCAUCGUUAAACGUAAUUCGGAAAGAAUUCCCUGACCCCCAUAGGAAUAGGCUUUUUGAAGAUUCAGCCGAGAGCGCUGAGCCUCGAAAUGGUGAUAUGCAUCAAAAUAAUGAUGAUGAAAAUGUGCCUGCAGUCGGUGGACUAGCAUCUCAGGACUAUAUUCACUAUGCUGUGCCUUCAGAUGAUGAACUUGACCCUGCAGAAGGCUUGGAUAGUUCCUCUCCAAUGGAUGAGGCGCUUGAGCCUGAAAACUUCCCACACUUCCCUCUUCAUUCUGAGGAAGAGCCCAUUGACCAGGAGGAGCUGAUGUCACCAGACAUAUUCAUGGACCCAUCAGUGAAUAGACUGCUCUACAAUGCAGCCAGUGUUUUGAUUCAACACUCUAUAGAGCCUCCUGUCUCCCCCUUGCUACCUCAGCUACCUGACAAUCACAUUCGAAGGAGCUUCCAAGUGUAUGGCGGAUCUUCUCACUCACGUGGGGCAGAAGGAGUCAUGCAACAUCUUAAUUUUGACCCCAAUUCAGCCCCUGGAGUUGGCAGGGUUUAUGACGCUGUCCAGCACAGUGGGUCCAUGAUUGUAACCAGCCUUACAGUAGAGCUAAAGAAACUGGCCAAGCAGGGUUGGUACUGGGGUCCUAUAACGCGUUGGGAAGCUGAGGAGAAACUUGCCAACCUGCCAGAUGGGUCAUUCUUGGUGCGAGACAGCUCAGACGAACGUUACCUUUUGAGCUUGAGCUUUCGUUCCCAGGGUAAGACCCUGCACACCAGGAUCGAGCAUUCCAAUGGCAGUUUCAGUUUCUACGAACAGCCGGAUGUGGAAGGUCACAUAUCAAUCGUAGAACUCAUUGAACAUUCUAUCAGAGAUUCGGAGAGUGGAGCCUUCUGCUAUUCACGAUCCCGCACGCCAGGGACCGCAACAUAUCCUGUCAGACUGACUAAUCCCAUCUCAAGGUUCAUGCAGGUGCGCUCAAUGCAGUACCUAUGUCGGUUUGUUAUCCGUCAGUACACUCGGAUCGACCUUAUUCAGAAGUUGCCUUUGCCAAACAAGAUGAAAGAUUACUUGCAGGAAAAGCACUACUGAAAGGGGUUAUAAAUUAAACUCGACAGGAAUUUUUUGGGGAAAUUUUAGAUCAAUGCUAUUACAACAUAGGCCUUGUUUUUACAAUUUUGACGUGUUAAAAUUACCUUCAGUAAAUUAGAUUUUGAUUUUUUUUUAAUACAUUGUCCCCUUAUCUAGUGAUGUGUCCGACUGCCAUUGCAGUCAGUAACUGACAUCUAGUGAGCCAUACAGUUCUACUCCCCAGAAUUAUUUUGUUAUAUAAAGCACAAAGAAAUUUAACUGUUACUACAUUCAACCUUUCCGCAUUCCCCCAUGGGUCUUUUUUCCUACAAUAUAACAGUUUGUUAGUACUGUUGCUGUUAGCUAGUAUGAUACCUGCCGGUUCUCUGCUGAGUCUUUAGUUAAUGUUUUUUUUCUUAUUUUGCCUCAAUGAUGGUUUCUCAUUGCAUGUGAAUUACUUUUAGUAUUUGAAGAAUGAAAAAUAGAUUACCUGAACUAAAACUAUGAUUUGGGAGAGCUAAUUGUUACUCACUGUAUAACCAUAUAGGUAUGAUGGCUUGUUUGUGUAGCCUAAACUUGACUUUCUGCCUGUCACUGUAAGUACAAGGAAAACAUGCUUCAACGUGUUACUUUUCAGAUCAUGAAUUGCUACCUGUGGUAGAAUACUUGGUAUGGUUUGUCUCACCCAAAUGUACUUCUGAAAGGCUGUACACUGAUUUAUUGCACAUUUUGAACACAGAGUUGACUGUUAAUAAAGGACUUGUUCACA